AGUCCCAAAUUUCAUAGUGCAUAAUCUUCUAAUGGAUACCAUGGGAAAACGAGUCAACGACUCCAACAAAGAUCGUUAAGUAUGGUGUAAUGGAUAUGACAGACAACAGACAGUACAAUCUUCUGUUGGCCGAAUCCCUCUAAGAGCUCUAUUUAUAGCCACCAUCACUUUGCACUCUGAACUAUGCCCCGUACUACUUAGGCAACUUGAACCACCUCUCUCUCUCUCUCUCUCUGUCUCUCUCUCUCUCUCUCUCUCGUGCCUAAUAUUCAUAGCAAUGGCUAAACUUCUCUGCAUUCUGGUUAUAGCGCUUCUUGGCAUUUCCAUGGUUGCAACUAAGGCAAUGGCGAAAGAAGCCCAGUACCACCCGGAUGGUGGGCAAUAUGGACCUGGGAGUCUUAAGAGUUCUCAAUGCCCAUCGCAAUGCUCAAGAAGAUGUAGUCAGACGCAGUACCACAAACCAUGCAUGUUCUUCUGCCAAAAAUGCUGUGCCAAGUGCCUCUGCGUCCCUCCUGGCUAUUACGGCAACAAAGCCGUAUGCCCUUGCUACAACAACUGGAAGACCAAGCGUGGAGGACCCAAAUGCCCUUAAAUUAAAUCAACACUUUUGUCUUAAUUGUAAUCGUGUCAUCAACAUAAUGACCAGUUUUUUAUUCUUAUUUAUUUCGGUGCUCCACGGGGUUAGAGAGCAGUAGUAGUGUAACCAUAUUCAGUCAUUCUCAUUGUCAUGUAUGCCAGAGUAUCUUAUGAAGAAUAAAUUCUGCAUUA
This is a messenger RNA of Carya illinoinensis, 768 nucleotides long. RefSeq names its product gibberellin-regulated protein 6. The transcript has 4 exons. The record is from RefSeq and is a predicted model, not a curated record. The coding region runs from base 278 to 592 and encodes 104 amino acids. Lineage: Eukaryota; Viridiplantae; Streptophyta; Magnoliopsida; Fagales; Juglandaceae.